GAGCCAUUCUGCAAAUUCUGUUGUGUCCAUGCUUGAUGACUUUUUCAACAAACACAGUGAAGGAGAGGAAGUGUGUCACUUAAAUGCUGACAAUUGUGGAGGACAAAAUAAAAACCACAUCAUGACAAGUUAUCUUUCAUGGAGAGUAGCCAACAGCCUACACAAAGAAAUUAAUUUACAUUUUAUGAAACCAUAUCAUGCUAGGUGUUUGGUGGACAGUUUGUUUGGUCUAGCCAGGCGGGCAAUUCGCCGUACAGAUUGUGAUUCCAUGGAGGAUCUUAAGCGGACUGUGGAACAUUCAACAUCACACAACCGUGUUGUUCUGUAUGGAAGCCAGGAAGGAGAGUGGCAGUGGAGAGACUGGAAGACAUUCUUCAAGCCAGUGUUUCGGGCAGUCCCUGGUAUCCAGACAUUUCAUCACUUCAAGUUUUCUUCAGAAAGACCAGGUGAGGUUUUUGUGCGGAAAGAUGUAGGUUGCCCGGAGACAACAGUACGCCUGCUGAAGAGAGGGAAGUCUGUGCCGACUGGUUUGCCAAGCAGACUGGAGCCAGCAGGAACAUCCUCAGCAAGGUCCAAGUAUCUUUAUGGAAGUAUUCGACAGUUUGUGAAGGAUCCCCACAAGGAUGAGUUGUGUCCACCACCUCUUACAGAGGAAUGAGCAAGAUAGUCAGUGGCCACAUAACAUUGCAUUAAUUGUUUCGACAAAUUUGAACAGUUCAGCUCCUUUCAGUGUUACACAUGUAUUUAUAAAAUCAAGUUUUACAAUGUAGUCAAAGAUUUCUUGUGUUCUAAUUUAUCAUCUCAAUUAAAUGUGUAAAUUUUAUAUAAUGUGUUACGGUAUAUCUUUGAAGAGACAUUCUGUUUAUAUUCAUAAAGUGAACUCUAGUAGGAAUGAACAAUGAAAUCAAUUUCAAUUCCAACUCAACUCACAAAAUAAGUUGUCUUCUCACAACUCUUGUUUUAAACUGUGUUUUAUAUUGAUCAUCAUGCAAUAAUCAUCAGUUCUUUGAAACCAAGGGGAAGUGUGUAAAAUGCAUCUGGAUAAUCACAAAAUCUCUUUUUGGUACUAGUAUUUGUUUUGUAUAUACAAUGUAUAUCCAACUUCUAAAUGCUCUAGCUAGUUAAUAAUAUGCACAGGUCUGUAUUUUUAAUAUUGGUAAAUAUUUGUGUAAAUAAGUAUAUGCUCCUAUUUUUCAUGUUAUUAAACAAUUGAGUUUAUUUGUUUGCAAAUUUAUGAAAAUACAAUGUUGUACAUAAAUAAACAAAAUCAUAUUUUAACUGUU
Molecule: messenger RNA, 1283 nt
Organism: Pecten maximus
Lineage: Eukaryota; Metazoa; Mollusca; Bivalvia; Pectinida; Pectinidae
Exons: 2
Coding region: 29-658 (209 amino acids)
Source: RefSeq, a predicted model, not a curated record